Molecule: messenger RNA, 546 nt
Organism: Penicillium canescens
Lineage: Eukaryota; Fungi; Ascomycota; Eurotiomycetes; Eurotiales; Aspergillaceae
Exons: 2
Coding region: 1-546 (181 amino acids)
Source: RefSeq, a predicted model, not a curated record
AUGAAGUUCACCACCGUCUUCGGCGUUGCCGCCCUCUUCAUGGCCCCUUCCGCUAUGGCCUGGAAGCUUCCUCACGUUGACCAGGCCGAUUCCGGCAGCCGUACUGAGCAACCCGCUCCCUCUGGCGCUAUUCCCUCUGGCACUGCCCCCUCCGGCACCAUCCCCUCUGGUACUGCACCUAGCAGCUUCCCAUCUGGCGGAUUCGGUGGAUUCGGUGGAUUCGGUGGCCAGGGCGGCUUCCCCUCUGGCUUCCCCUCUGACCACCACCAGGUCCAGGGAGGGCAGCAGCCCAGCGGCGUUCCCAGUGGCGUCCCCGGCGGCAUGCCUUCUGGUUUCCCGAGGGGUCCUCGUCCCACCGGCGCUCCCAGUGUUUCCCAGGGUGGCGAGCCCCAGCCCAGCGCCAGCUUCGAUGGUGCGGGGUCCUUCACUGCCCUCCCGUCUGGGGCCCCGACUCCUUCGGCUGCUCCUGGUCAGCGUGAGGGAUCUGGUGAGCAGGAAGGCUUCCAGCGCCUCCACGCCCGCCAGAUGCGCCCUAUUUGGCUGUAG